GUGGAUUGAAAGGCUCACAAUGGCACCGAUUCAGCUCAGAGCCUGGCUCAUUUCAUGCUCCUCCUGGCACCAAACCGGGCUCUAUAUCUCUCCUAUGCAACAACAGCUAUCAAAGUGGCACGAUCCCUUGGAGCUAAGUUUGUAAACAAGAUCCUUCCCCAGUGCCCUCCCUGAGAUGGAAAUAGUACUUGAUUGGUACAUGGAUGUGCUGGGAAGCUGCGUGCAAUUUGGAAGUUUGCUGGCUCAGACCCCAGUCCCAGGGGAGCGCCACAAUCGCAUCUUCCUAUUGGCUAGUGAGGGAUCAGCUGCUCAGAUUUGCCUCUGUCGCUUUUGGCUCUCGGCCAUCCAGAAACAAACCAGUUGGAUGAGUGCUAAUAGUUAUAGGCAGAUGUACUAAUACACAACAAAUCACGGAACUGGAGAGUGAGAGCAAAUGAGUUCGUACUUUGUGAAUAGCACUUUCCCUGGGAGUCUGCCCAAUGGACAAGAGACGUUUGUGGGGCAGAUCCCCCUCUACUCAUCCGGCUAUGAAGCUUUAAGGCAUUUUCCGGGCUCCUAUGGGUCACCUCCUGUGCAGGACAAGCCCUACCCCUCACCCUGUUUCUACCAGCAGUCCAACACCCUCAUUGCUUGCAAUGGAAACUCUUAUGAGUAUGGGGCGUCCUGUUUCUACUCGGGCAAGGAGAGCACCGGCAGCCCGUCCUCAUUUGGGACUAAACACAGAGGGGACAGUGGGGAAUAUCUACACUUCUCCGCAGAUCAGCAGCAAUACAAGUCUACCAGUGCCCAGGGCAAGAUGCUACACGAGGAAACCAGCGACCGGAAGUACAGCAGCCCUGUCUAUCCCUGGAUGCAGAGAGUCAACUCUUGUACCGGUCCAGUGUAUGGUACCCAUGGCAGAAGAGGGAGGCAGACUUACACCAGAUUCCAGACCUUAGAACUCGAGAAAGAGUUUCAUUUUAACAGAUACCUGACCAGGAGGAGAAGGAUUGAGAUUGCUAACGCCCUUUGCCUCACGGAAAGACAGAUCAAAAUAUGGUUUCAAAACAGGAGGAUGAAAUGGAAAAAAGAAAGCAAACUCCUGCUCCCAUCCCACCCCAGCGAGGACCCCUCAGAAGACAAAAAGGAGGAGAAAUGCACCCCCUAAAGGCACGUGCCGGGCCUCCUUCUAUUCGCCUAAAUCUGGAUCUCGGAUGCUCUUACCUAUUUUACAAAUAAGAAUUCAUCGCGUUAUUUAUAUACAGAAACUGGGACAUUCCAGAUGCUCACGCUCAGUAGUUUAUAUAUAU
Molecule: messenger RNA, 1289 nt
Organism: Xenopus laevis (African clawed frog)
Lineage: Eukaryota; Metazoa; Chordata; Amphibia; Anura; Pipidae
Gene: hoxa6.L
Product: homeobox protein Hox-A6
Exons: 3
Coding region: 434-1147 (237 amino acids)
Source: RefSeq, a predicted model, not a curated record